Molecule: messenger RNA, 1382 nt
Organism: Lentinula edodes (shiitake mushroom)
Lineage: Eukaryota; Fungi; Basidiomycota; Agaricomycetes; Agaricales; Omphalotaceae
Exons: 2
Coding region: 252-1181 (309 amino acids)
Source: RefSeq, a predicted model, not a curated record
GUGGGAUCGAUCAUGGUCGAGCUCAUUUGAAGUAUGAGUGCUAGAGUCGUCUUUCCGGUGAAACACAACGCUGUGUAGCUCAACGACAGUUGACAGUCAUCCUUGACCUUCUAUCUCUCAAAUUUCUCAGAUUUAAGCUUUAUUUCGUAUUAUCUGCUCCGCUUUCGCAUCGUACAAGCAUUACCAGGAACUGCUUCUCAGCGAAGAAUUUAUUAUCCCUGUUUUUUUUUCUCAUAUCGUUCGAUUGUAAUAUGAACGCUAUUGUCCAACCUCACUCUGAAGCGCGCGUUGUUGGACGUGUAUCAACUCAACCCGCCAGCCUGUCUUCUAUCCGUCGAAAACCCAAGUUCACCUAUAUGUCCCCAGCGUCUUCCGAGAUUCGUGGCCCGGUACAUCUACUGUCAAUGUCCUCGACAGCUACGCCGCCAACAGCGAGUACCUCAUCUUCACCAAAAUCGUCGUUCGCUACCGCCAAAUCCCUCUUCACACCAUCGAAACGCUCCAUGGGACCUCCACUUCCAUUGUAUCAUCCAUUUGGCAAAUUGGCCAUGUCCCUUCCUCCCCUCGACCCGACCGCUUUUGGCCUUCCCGUACCCAUAAACAUUGAUGAUGAAAGCACUCGUUCUUCGAGUCAUUCAAAACGCUCAGGCGUCAAACUGCGCGAUGCUGCAGUUGAGACCGAUCCUGUUCCUCCUGUUGCAUCUGUAGGCACAGUGGCAGCCAUCGCCGCUCGUGAAGUCAAAGAGAAGGCCAGUCCUCGGAAGAAACGGGCCGGUGGUGGCGGCAAACGAAAAAGGAAUUCCGGAGACGACGGUGACGCCACAUAUCCCGCCAAACGAACUCGUCAACCGCGCGGAGUAGCUCCUAGUGCUGUUGAUGAUGAACCAGAAUCUCUCGAUGCCUCAGCCAAUGGGGGUCUACCGAUGGACGUUGUGUCGUCAACUCCUGGGACCCCUGCGGACGUUAUAGACAAACCAGAAAGGAGAACAACGCGUUCUAGAGGCGCAAUCACUAGAAGAGAUUCCACUGCCAGCGAAACUCCUUCUGCCUCUGCCUCCAGUGUAAAACCUGGUAAGGAUGCUUUAUCAGAUACUCACGACGUCACGGGCGAUGAGAGAGAGAAGAGAAGGAGUACGAGUAAGGAAGAGGGUGAGGUCAGUGAGGAAAGCAAAUCCACUUGAGCUGUUGUAGAAGGUUAGUGCACCUAGUUUCUGGAUCUAUUUCAUGUAGUCGAAGAUCUCGACCUUUGUAUAUAUUUCAUCUCAUGUACCAUCACACGAUAUCUAUCAUCGAUAACUAUUUGACCCGAUUCUGUUACGAUACCUUAUUGCUAAUUAGCGGCUGAAUAUAACUUUUCUUCAAAAGAACGUACUUGCGGUGGC